CUAUUGUUCAAACUUUUCAGACAAGCAAGAAUACCAAUCUUUUGGAAUGAAGAACCAGCAUAUUGGCACCAUAUUGCUACCACAUGGUCGAGUAGUACAGGUCACUGGGAGAUAUAUCUGGAUGGUUCCUUGGUCUCUAUCAUGCAUGAUGUCGCUUCAAAUAUUACCAUUCCUGCAGGAGGACAAUUUUCCUUGCAAUUAAGUGGAUACAUGCACAAUAUCUCUCAAAGUAGACUGAAUAUUUGGAACUAUGAAAUUGAUGGACAUGCUUUAUCGUUAAUGGCAAACAAAGGACCAUUGUUUGAAAACGGUAAUAUCUUUGCGUGGUAUGGAAUAAAGUCAAGGGUUAAAGAAGAUUUUUACUUCAAAGAGACACCGGAUGACUUAAACAACUCUCGAGCAGAGUCGGUGUAUCAGAUGAGUUUUCCUGAAGCUUCGGUUAAAAACUAUGUCAAAAUAGAAAAGGUCGUUAACUACAAUUUAACGGAAGUUUCCUCCUGUUUUUGGGCGAAAUUUUUGAAAACCAAGUGUGCCAUAUUUGGCUACUCAAGUCUCAACUACAAUGUAGAAAUUCAAGCUUUUUUGUAUGAUUCCUUGGUGUUGGAGCUUGAAAUUAAGAACAUUUAUUCAGAUAACGGACCUAAGAUCUCUGCCUAUGACUCGUGGCAUUUUUAUUGCCUGCAGUGGAGAAGCUUUGAUGGUUUAAUAGAGGUUUAUCAAGAUGGGAAAAAGAGAGGAACAAAAUACAGAGCAAAAAAUCAUACCAUACAUUCCAACGGUGUCGUUGUACUUGGUCAGGAAUUGGAUUCCUAUGGCGGGGGUUUUCAAAGUCAUCAAGCGUUCAAAGGGAGCCUUGCAGGGUUGAAUCUCUGGAGUCAAUUCUUGACCACCAAUGUUAUUCAGGGAAUGGCGUCUGGUGUUUUGAAUAUUAACGGAAAUCUUCUUCAAUGGAGGGAUUUCAGAGAUCAUGUUUUUGGUAACAUAGUUAUACAGAAUGAAACUGAGGCAGGACUUCCAGAGCAUCGAGUACAGAAUCUCCGAGAUGAAUGGUGUGAAAGAAACAUCUCUAAAGCGUUUACUUAUGCAAGAUUUAUCCGUGGCCGGGACACGGAUGGCUACAGGUGGAGAUGUGUCGAGGCAGCGGCCAUGUUGGAUGAGAAUAUGUGUUACGAUAUCACUAAGAAUUCAUCCUUGUACCAUACCAAGGACACGAAGAAAGAACUUUUGGGAAUUAAUUGAAAAACAUUUCACUCCUAUCACCGUAGUGCACAAAAUAGACAACAUUAAGGCUAAAUAUAUUGCACUGAUAAACAUGUAACUCACAAUAACACUGUAACCUUUAUAUUAUAAUACAUAGUAACGGUUUCUAGUUGCAAUGUUAAUGCACAUUGCUACUGGAACAAUAUAGCUUAAUUAUAAACCACUUGUCAAAGUUUGGUGUUCGUAGCAUUUCAUUGGUCGAGAGCGAAUCACGUGAGAGUGACGAAAUUUUGAUGUCGCCAGUGCGACCCCCUGCAGAGUCAGAUAACGUGUUAUCAGAUAACGUGU
Dendronephthya gigantea is the source of this 1548-nucleotide messenger RNA. RefSeq lists its product as uncharacterized. The annotation marks the transcript as partial. The record is from RefSeq and is a predicted model, not a curated record. The transcript has 5 exons. Lineage: Eukaryota; Metazoa; Cnidaria; Anthozoa; Malacalcyonacea; Nephtheidae.